This is a messenger RNA of Hevea brasiliensis (rubber tree), 1501 nucleotides long. RefSeq lists its product as uncharacterized. The transcript has 5 exons. The record is from RefSeq and is a predicted model, not a curated record. Lineage: Eukaryota; Viridiplantae; Streptophyta; Magnoliopsida; Malpighiales; Euphorbiaceae. Gene Ontology annotation, molecular function: quinone reductase (NADPH) activity. Gene Ontology annotation, biological process: cellular response to oxidative stress. Gene Ontology annotation, cellular component: cytosol; cytoplasm. Bases 162 to 1316 code for a protein of 384 amino acids.
AUUUGAGAGGAGGUUUCAUUAGGUGUUCGGACGAUAUAUUCAUUCUCUUACAGUGAGAUGGAGUCCACCUCCCAUAAAUUUAUGGAAAAGCAUCUUCUAAUUUUCCAUUUGAGAGAGAUGAAGGAUAACGACAAAACAAGGAUCAACGUAAAGCAUAGUAGAUGGGCUUAAGAGUGAAUUUCUGGAGCCAGACCUCACUCUUGAUACCUAAACGACUGCUUCUUCCAUCUCAUCCUCUUCCCAGGUCAUCAUCUUCUCUUCACACUUACAGUUUACCAGCCCACAGAAAACCACUCGUGAGAGCAAUUGCCAGUUCCACAGAAGCAUUAGCGCCAGCGAAAAUGGUCAAAGCUAUUAGGGUUCAUGAGCUUGGUGGACCUGAGGCCUUGAAGUGGGAAGAUGUGGAGAUAGGAGAGCCAGGUGAGGGUGAGAUACGUGUGAAAAACAAAGCCAUUGGGGUUAACUUCAUUGAUGUGUAUUUCAGAAAAGGAGUAUAUAAGGCUCAAUCAAUGCCAUUCACCCCAGGUAUGGAGGCUGUUGGAGAAGUGAUAGCUGUGGGCCCUGGACUUACUGGUAGGAACAUUGGAGAUAUUGUAGCCUAUGCUGGCAAUCCUAUGGGCUCAUAUGCUGAAGAGCAGAUCCUUCCUGCAAAAAAGGUUGUGCCCGUUCCUUCCUCCAUCAGUCCUGUUAUUGCAGCAUCUGUUAUGCUUAAGGGAAUGACUACUCAGUUCCUAGUCCGCCGUUGCUUCAAGGUUGAACCUGGGCAUACCAUCCUUGUUCAUGCUGCAGCUGGUGGAGUUGGCUCUCUCUUAUGCCAGUGGGCACAUGCCCUGGGUGCCACUGUCAUUGGAACCGUCUCAUCCAAGGAGAAGGCGGCACAAGCCAAGGAUGAUGGAUGUCACCAUGUAAUAAACUAUAAAGAAGAAGAUUUUGUUCUCCGUGUCAAUGAGAUCACAUCAGGCAGGGGUGUCAAUGUUGUCUAUGAUUCUGUGGGGAAAGACACCUUUCAGGGAUCACUGGCAUGCCUGAAGACUCGUGGGUACAUGGUGAGUUUUGGGCAGUCAUCAGGUACACCAGAUCCACUUCCAUUGUCAGCGCUUGCACCAAAAGCACUGUUCUUGACAAGGCCUUCCCUCAUGCUCUACACUGAAACUCGAGAUGAGCUGCUGGAAACUGCUGGAGAGGUAUUUGCCAACAUUGCUUCAGGUGUAUUGCGAGUUCGAGUAAACCAUACAUACCCUUUGUCUGAGGCAGCACAAGCACAUGCGGACCUCGAGAGUCGGAAAACAUCUGGGUCAAUUGUAUUGAUACCAUGAAGCAAAUGUUUAGUUGCCAGCUAUGCUCAACUCUUCAUUGAGGAAUCUACUCUUGGUGAUUUGCACUUUAUUAGUGCCAGGUUGUGUAAGAUAAAUAAUGUGUGUUAUGGCAGUUGGAAAAAGAAAUCACAACAUGCAAGGAUAAUUUUCAUUAUGUGUAAUAAAAGGUUUUGCAUCAUCCUCAA